UCGCUUAUUCAGCACACUCAGAUCCCAACUGCCAAGCAGUCAAGAUGUCGAGCUCUAAACUUGCCCUCAUUAUCCUGGUCAUUGCCUGUUUGAUUCUCAUCGCUUGGGCUCGACCCAGGACCCGAUCCUCGAUAUACAAUGAGGUCACAUCCCUGCCGGCGGAGCGGAGGAUGAGCAACGACAUCAUGGACCAGAUAUCGCCCAUAAGGAGGCCACACAAUAGGGAAUACUUCCUGAAGAGCCGCUCCUUCGACAGGCCCAAGAUGAUCUUCUCCCAGAGUCCCUUUUUCGAGAACUUCUACGGUGAUCUUCAGCCCGAGAUCGCUCCCGGUGGUUCGAACUACUUUGGCAAUGAUGUCCAGCCACUGCCCACCUACGAGAUCCUGGAGCCAGAAUCCUUAUUUUAGGAAUAGGAGAUCAAAGGAAUUUCUGUCUAAACUAAGCUUGAUAGUCUUUUCGUGAUCAAAUUAAAUUUAAUUUAAUGUACUGACAUUUCUUUAAUAUAAAGAACGAAAAAUAUUAGUCUUAAAAACUACAAAGUAAUAAACAAUAAUUUUUUUUACGGAUAUAACCAAAACUAAUUUUAAAUAUCUAGAAAUAACUU
Messenger RNA from Drosophila rhopaloa, 604 nucleotides. RefSeq lists its product as uncharacterized. The record is from RefSeq and is a predicted model, not a curated record. The transcript has a single exon. NCBI's taxonomy places the organism in Eukaryota, Metazoa, Arthropoda, Insecta, Diptera, Drosophilidae. The coding region runs from base 45 to 407 and encodes 120 amino acids.